This is a messenger RNA of Galleria mellonella (greater wax moth), 3232 nucleotides long. It is a transcript of the gene Rsph3, whose product is annotated as radial spoke head protein 3 homolog B. The record is from RefSeq and is a predicted model, not a curated record. Bases 229 to 2055 code for a protein of 608 amino acids. Gene Ontology annotation, cellular component: cilium. Lineage: Eukaryota; Metazoa; Arthropoda; Insecta; Lepidoptera; Pyralidae. The transcript has 9 exons.
CUGACCAGCGGCCGCCGCCGUCCGCCGUCGGCACGCGCUCAGUGAUCGUUAGCCGUCCGCGCGGCCGCCCGCGCCACCACCGCGCCACCUGCCGCCCCACGCACCACGCACCACGCCGCCCGCUCCACCACGAGCACGCGCUAAUCAAAUAAACCUACAUACGAACACCCUGCUGGCCGGACGUUACUAUCGCUCCUUUUCAUACGCACCAGUAAAACAUGUGACAACAUGCCACAAGUUAACAUCUCUAGCGAGGAUUCCAGCGCGUUUACCAUCAUCAAUCACGAUGAGAAUAAGCACGAAGACGACACAGUGAACGAAAAACGUGUCACCGACUAUGGACUACCUCGGAACGUGAACGUGGUGAAACCACUGCAGCACGGCGAUGACGACCACGCCACCAGCGACAUGGACUCCGCCGCCCCCACCGGACCUCAAUCCAUUUUAGAUCCAAAAUUUUCGCGAGCACUCGACUUUAAGCUUCGCAGACUAAAAGAGAAGGAAUUUUUGCAGGCUAAUCUUCGUAGACCCACUCGGUACCGACCUCGAAAUGGCAUAAUAGCUGCCUCCAAUCCAAAUAUUAGUUCAAAAGACCAAACUUUCCCAGGGAAAAUGAUUAGCCAAUCGAACCCGCGAAUAGACAUCAUCGUCCCCGACGAUGAGUACAAGCAAAAGAUCUCUCCCAAAAUGGAUAAAUCUCCAUCACCGGGGCGCAAAAGUCGGGCCCGCAAAGUAUCAGGGUCCAACGAGGGUGAGAAACCCAGGUUCAUAACGACAGUAAAGACGGGACAGUUUCUCCUACCCCCGCCUGAAGUAGCCUCUCUUCUUGGGCUGGAGACUUUAUAUCCGCAACAAGAGAGAGAAAGAAUAGUGUACUCAUAUGCAAGCAAACCUAAACCGGUCGCUACUAGAUCGAAGCGAUCUUUACCGGACAAAAAAGAAAACAUUCCCAAUGGGGCAUCGACUACUGGGAGCCUGGCCAAGCGACCCAAUGCUAGCAACGUAUUUAGUGGAGUGCGGGCGCUCGUGGCUGGCGUGGUGGGCAUGAAGCACCUCCUCGAGAAAAGCGAUAACGGCAGCAUGGCGGCGACAAUGCCGUAUUCCAACAUGAUGCACGACAAGCGCGUGGUCCGCGGGAGCACGUUCGCCGCACACCAGCACGCUGCGGGCGAUGGCGGUGAGAGCGCAGCAGCGCGAGCGGCGCGCACUCGGCGGCGCGCGCUGGCGCGGCGGGCGGCGGCGGCGCGCCUGCGGCCCGGCACGCCGCCCCCGGCGCCCGGCCGCCGCCACCAUCCCAUACAAACCGACUACUACCUGGAGGAGCUAUUCGACAAAGGCGUGGAGAUGGAAGUGGGAGUCCAAACAGACCUCUUCGUGGACCGGCCCGCCACUCCUGUGUACGUACCAGCCAAGACUGGCGCCGACGCAUUCACGCAAAUUUACCCCGGUGAUCUGUUCGACUUCGACCUAGAGGUGCAGCCGAUCCUGGAAGUGCUGGUAGGGAAGACGACGGAGCAGGCGCUAGCAGAAGUGGCGCAGGAGGAGGAGCUGGCGACUCUGCGCGAGCAGCAGCGCCGCUACUGCGAGCUGCGGGACGCGGAGCUCGCCGAGCGGCAACGGCUCGCGGCGCAGGAUCUGCGGCUCCACCAGGAAAAAGAGCGGCGCGUGGCAGAGGCGCGCGUGGCGCAGUCGGCGGCGCAGGAGGCCCGGGAGCGCGCGGCGGCCGGCGUGCUGGUGCAGGGCUACGUGGCCGAGCUGCUGCCCAGCGUGCUGGCCGGCCUACGCGACCACGGCUACCUCGUCGACCGUGUGCACACAGGCGUAGAAGAAGAAUUCAUGCCGUGGCUGGUAGAAGAAGUGUCAAAGGAAAUUGAGUCAAUUAUCACCAGUCGAGACGUUAUUACAGAGAUCGUGCGCGACGUGGUGGAGGCGCGCGGCGAACUGCACCGCGGCGCGGCCGAGCGCGAAGACCGGCCGAGCGCUACGCCAGGAGACUCGCUCACGCCGCCCUCCGCGCCGCCAGGGGACGGCCUCGAAGACGCUUUGGAAGAAUAGCAGCGAGUUACUGCGAACGAGUGAGAGAGUGCCGUGAAUGGCCGUGUGUCCGCGUUUGCAGAGAUAGCUGCAGUGCAACAAACAAUAAACGGAAAACUAAAUGUGAUUAUUAGAUGUAAAACAGAAUGUGCGGGGCCUACGCUACGUGGACGAUUAAUUUAUAAUUAUUCGGAAUAUGUGACGAUGAAAUUGAAAUUAACAGUAUUGAAUGUGUAUUGAAAACAAUUGUUAACUAACGACAAGUUAGGGAUUAUGGUACUAUAAUUGUCGACGUGACAUUUAUAUUAAAUUUGUAUAGUAAACGAUACUGAUAUUUAUCCAUUAACAAUCGCUUUACACAAUUAUAGAUACAACUGUAUAUAGCAAGUACUUAUAACGAGGAAGGGGAGGGCGCAAUAGUAGAGAACAUCAGCACAAUUUUGGGUCAUUCCUAGAAACAUUAGGUAAUAUUGAAUGCCAAUAGGCGCUGUGCUCAUAGAGUAGGUAUUAUCAUUAUGUCUGUAGCUACUUGUCUGCUCAUCGUAGAGGUAGUGACAAUCGUAUAACAACAUUUUAAAAAUAUUAAUGUUGCAGGUACUCUUACCGAAUUCAAAUUAUUUGUCAAUAUAUAUUGUUUUUAUACUAAAUUUAAUUGAUACCUACGCCACGACUACGUCAAGAAGAAAAAAAUACAAACACUAAAUAGGUAAAAAAAAGUUCAAAUACCACCUGGACAACAGAAAAUAAAAAUAAUACUAUCAUGGACAACACAAAAUAUACAGCGUAGCUCCUUACUGACCAGUGCAAAGGAAAGAGGUGUUAACGUGAAUAGCCUGGAUGCACCUACUGUAACGAGUCGUAACUCCAUCAACAAGCUUAGCUUAAAAAUUAGCAACAUGUGCAAUUACGAGUAUAGACAGACAAUAUUUUGUAUUAAACAUAAAAAUAAGAUAUAUUGACUAAUACAAUUUGGUACAAGAGGUGGACUUGCUUAUACGUAAUUUGUAAUUUAUUUUUAAUUAUUAUCCAGUUGGUUUUUUUUACCAACUGACUUUAUUUAUGUUAUUUAUGAAUUUCUAAAUUCUGUUGUUUAAGGCUCGGAUAAAGUUUAUUUUAAAAAUUGUUGAUUUUAUUCGUUGUGUAGUUUUUAGAUAUUUAGAGUAUGCAUUGACAAUAUGGAAUUAAAUUCUUACAUUGA